CUAUUUGGUGUGGGCUGUGGGCUGAGUGGGUGGGACUUAAAGGAAUAACAGGUCUAGGAGAGGAGGAUUGGAACAUUUGUGUGGGCUGGGCAUGUGAAGGACCUAGAGCCGGAGCAUUUGGUGGGCUUGGUAAAGGACUGUGGGCAGAAGACUCUGGACUUGAAAGGGGGCCCAAGACAGGAGAAGGAAGUGAGUGGGAUAAAGCCGAAUUAAUGGCCUGGACGUGA
Messenger RNA from Dovyalis caffra, 227 nucleotides. NCBI's taxonomy places the organism in Eukaryota, Viridiplantae, Streptophyta, Magnoliopsida, Malpighiales, Salicaceae. The record is from the annotation of a GenBank genome assembly.